Capsaspora owczarzaki ATCC 30864 is the source of this 840-nucleotide messenger RNA. RefSeq lists its product as hypothetical. The transcript is spliced from 2 exons. Bases 1 to 840 code for a protein of 279 amino acids. Lineage: Eukaryota; Filasterea; Ministeriida; Capsasporidae. The record is from RefSeq and is a predicted model, not a curated record.
AUGCUCACGCCCGCCCCGGUCAAACCAACUGCCCUGGUCGAGUGGGAGCAAAUCCUAGGACCCGUGAACUGGUCCAAACUGCGCCGCAACAUGAUGACCAAUCUUGUCCCGCGCAACCGUGCCGGCCUCAUCUGGCGCAUCGCUCACAACACCGAGUACCUGGGUGAGAUUCGCCUGCUGUCUCGCCGCGACAAGCUCACCAACGAACAACUCCGCGAGGAGUCACACAGUGGCGCGUUCGCCUGCGUCCACUGCUUCCGACUUCAUGGCACCCGUGCCCCUCUCGAAAACUGGCUGCACAUGAUUGUCCACUGCCCCCUGGCUGUGGCGGUCUGGCGCGAGGCCGAAACGCUGUUCAGCCACGCGCAAGGCCCCUGGUUCCCUAGACAGCGUUCGCAAUGGCUCUUUGGCCCUAUCAAGAACAAACGCUACCACGCCUUGAUGAAAGACGAAGCACUCGCUUGCCUCACCAUCGUCAUGCACACUGCCCGCUGGACUCUCUGGACGCUGCGCUGCACUGCCAAGUUCGACAACACAGUGUUCACCCCCGCCGACGCGGUCCUCCGCUUUCGGUACCUCAUCACACUGGCAGCGCGCCUCGAGCACUCUACCAAACCCCUCCCCAAUCCCUGGAGGACUGACGACGACGGCGACGACUUUGGCGCCGCCCCUCUCCAUACUGAUGAGCAAGAGCAUCCCCCCUUCGAAAGCAGGUGGGGAAAGGCUUUUGAAAUCCGGUACAAUGAACGUCUUUCCACACAACUGUUUGCCCUCGCGUACACCUAUGUGCUGUCCCACCGCCUGCCAGCCGUCUACUUGUUUGUGAACCGUGUUGGCUAG